Molecule: messenger RNA, 2115 nt
Organism: Brenthis ino (lesser marbled fritillary)
Lineage: Eukaryota; Metazoa; Arthropoda; Insecta; Lepidoptera; Nymphalidae
Source: the annotation of a GenBank genome assembly
AUGCUUGAACGCUCGACCAUUAUUCAUUAUUGGAAUGUCACUGAAUGGGCACCUGGUGUCGCGACUGUCACUGCUGGCGGGGAGGCGGGUCCCACCGACCCGGUGCCCCAAGACGGCGAUAUGAAAGGAGUUGAAGCCACACCAGAAGAACAAGAACGAUUAGCGACAGGAAAUAACAAUGGCUCGCUUGAUUGUAAAAUACCCACACCCGAAAUAUCUAGACAGCGGACAGCAUUCCACUCUACGCGAGUGUUUAUGCUGGUAUUCUUAUCGGGAUGGGUUUUACAAGGAAUGUUCCUAACGUACUUCGUGAGCGUGACGACAACUGUUGAAAAGUUAUUUAAGGUAGAGUCUAAGACGACAGGGGCUUUGAUGGCUGCCACUGAAAUUGGACAAAUUUGCACGGCUCUGUUUCUAACGUAUCUGGCGGGUCGCGGUCACCGGCCGAGAUGGAUAGCCUGCAUGAUGCUAGUGCUUGCGGUGGGUGUCAUAGGUUGCGUGGUUCCUCAUGUCCUUUACGGGACACGGUUGAUGGAUGUGCAUUUGGAUUCGCACAGAGCUGGUGCUGCACCCGUGUGUUCUGCUGACGGCAACUCCUCAAUGAUUACGUGUGAUGAUGCUCACGCAAGAAGUACGGCCACGAGAUCUUCUAUCACUGCUGUGGUGAUACCGUGGCUGUUCAUCUGUCUCUUGGUCGUCGGCGUGGGACAGACCGGUAUAGCAACGCUCGGUAUACCGUAUGUCGAUGACAACGUGGGCAGCAGACAAUCGCCAUUGUAUAUGGCAAUAACGAUCGGAACGAGGGUCAUUGGACCAGCUAUUGGCUUUCUCUUGGGUGCUCUGUGCACAAGAGUGUACGUGGACCCGUUGGUGGACCCCGGCUACAAAUACAGUGAUCCAAGAUGGGUUGGCGCUUGGUGGCUUGGUAUGGUGUUUAUAGCGGGAUUCAUCGUACUUCUGUCGAUACUGAUGUUUUUCUUCCCGAAGCAAAUCAAACAGAGUCCGUUACCACCGCCGCCAAAGAAGAUCAAAGACAAGCGAGACCCUUUUUUCAAAGGUUUCUUCGCAACCAUCAAACGGCAGAUCACGAACGACAUACUAAUGUGGCGUACGGCGUCUUCUGUUCUUCACCUAAUGCCGAUCAGUGGUGUUUACGCCUUCCUACCCAAAUACUUAGAGAAACAGUUCCGUCUACCAACACACGACGCCAACCUUGUCUCGGGUUUGGGCGGUAUUCUAGUAAUGGGCCUGGGGAUCAUCACAUCUGGCGUGGUUAUACUUAAGUUGGUGCCUACAGCUCGUCAAGUCGCCGCCUGGACAGCCGCCACCGCCGCCAUAUACAGUGCGGGUAUGGUCGUGUUAAUGUUCGUGAGUUGUCCAGAGGAAAACUUUAAGGCGUUAACUGUGGCGGACAUCGCUAACUUGUCCUGCAGCAAUACGUGUCACUGUGACGGAGCUCCCUAUUCGCCUGUUUGUGGACAGGAUUCCUUCACGUACCAAUCUCCGUGUCAAGCGGGAUGCUUGAGCAGCCAACAGUUGGACAACAGUACUUAUUUAUAUUAUAACUGUAGCUGCUUGGCCGGCCUUGUGCCUAUUAACGAUAAAGUCGAAAAUACCAUAUCCCGCUACGCUAGCAAGGUGCCCGCGAUGAACUACACGGGCGCGGGCCACGCGGUGAGCGGCGAGUGCGGCGGCGCCUGCUACCAGAUAUACGCGUUCAUAGCGAUCUUCGCGGCCGUCAUGUUCGUGCACGCCACCGGCGAGGUGGGCGCCGUGCUGCUCAUCAUACGAUGCACGGAUAAGAACGAUAAAGCGAUGGCGAUGGGCGUGAUCCAGUUCGCGAUAGGCGUGUUCGGCAACGUGCCCUGCCCCAUCGUGUUCGGCGCGGCCGUGGACGCCGCCUGCCGCCUGCGCGACGCCGCCUGCGGCGUGCUCGGCGCCUGUGCCUCCUACGACAACGACAGCUUGCGAUAUUUCUAUUUGGGUCUGUCCGCCGCUCUAAUGUUCUUCGCGUUCAUAAUGGACAUGCUGGUGUGGAGUCGCGCCGGCCGCAUCGACAUGAACCCCGCAGACUGCCCCCCGGACUGCGAGCCGCUGCCCUCCGACACACCCCUC